Neomonachus schauinslandi (Hawaiian monk seal) is the source of this 1538-nucleotide messenger RNA. It is a transcript of the gene CSNK2A2, whose product is annotated as casein kinase 2 alpha 2. Gene Ontology annotation, biological process: protein phosphorylation; regulation of chromosome separation. The coding region runs from base 25 to 1077 and encodes 350 amino acids. Gene Ontology annotation, cellular component: protein kinase CK2 complex; nucleus; cytosol. The record is from RefSeq and is a predicted model, not a curated record. Gene Ontology annotation, molecular function: protein serine/threonine kinase activity; ATP binding. The transcript is spliced from 12 exons. Lineage: Eukaryota; Metazoa; Chordata; Mammalia; Carnivora; Phocidae.
CGGCGCCCCCCGGUCCCGCCCGCCAUGCCCGGCCCGGCCGCGGGCAGCAGGGCCCGGGUCUACGCCGAGGUGAACAGCCUGAGGAGCCGCGAGUACUGGGACUAUGAGGCUCACGUUCCGAGCUGGGGUAAUCAAGAUGAUUACCAGCUGGUUCGAAAACUUGGUCGGGGAAAGUAUAGUGAAGUAUUUGAGGCCAUUAACAUCACCAACAAUGAGAGAGUGGUUGUAAAAAUUCUCAAGCCAGUGAAGAAAAAGAAGAUAAAACGAGAGGUUAAGAUUCUGGAGAACCUUCGUGGUGGAACAAAUAUCAUUAAGCUGAUCGACACUGUGAAGGACCCUGUGUCAAAGACCCCAGCUUUGGUAUUUGAAUAUAUCAAUAAUACAGAUUUUAAGCAACUUUACCAGAUCCUGACAGAUUUUGAUAUCCGGUUUUAUAUGUAUGAGCUACUUAAGGCUCUGGAUUACUGCCACAGCAAGGGAAUCAUGCACAGGGAUGUGAAACCUCACAAUGUCAUGAUAGAUCACCAGCAGAAGAAGCUGCGACUGAUAGACUGGGGUCUGGCAGAGUUCUACCAUCCUGCUCAGGAGUACAAUGUCCGUGUAGCCUCGAGGUACUUCAAGGGCCCAGAGCUCCUUGUGGACUAUCAGAUGUAUGAUUACAGCUUGGACAUGUGGAGUUUGGGCUGUAUGUUAGCAAGCAUGAUCUUUCGAAAGGAGCCCUUCUUUCAUGGACAGGACAAUUACGACCAGCUUGUUCGCAUUGCCAAGGUUCUGGGUACAGAUGAGCUGUAUGGGUAUCUGAAGAAGUAUCACAUAGACCUAGAUCCGCACUUCAACGAUAUCCUGGGACAACAUUCACGGAAACGCUGGGAAAACUUUAUCCAUAGUGAGAACAGACACCUCGUCAGCCCCGAGGCUCUAGAUCUUCUGGACAAACUUCUGCGAUACGACCAUCAACAGAGACUGACUGCCAAAGAGGCCAUGGAGCACCCGUACUUCUACCCCGUGGUGAAGGAGCAGUCCCAGCCCUCUGCAGACAAUGCUGUGCUUUCCAGUGGCCUCACGGCAGCCCGGUGAACACUUGGAAGGCGACGGGUCUGUUGCGGUUCCUCCCACUUUUCCAUAAGCAGAACAAGAACCAAAUCAAACGUCUUAACGUGUGUAGAGAGAUCACGUUCCGUGAGCAGACACAAAAUGGUGGCAGGUUUGGCCAGCACGAACCAGACCAACCGAAGGGCAGCCCACCACCGUAUAUCAAACCUCACUUCUGAAUGUAAAAGGUUCACACGCCUUUGGCUUCCUGUUGACUUCCUCCUGACCCAGAAAGCAUGGGAAAUGUGAAGGGUAUGCAAAAUGGUUGUUGGUUACUGUUGCCCCCGUGCCCCCACUGUGGAGUCUGUGGUUGGCUAGUUACCGUGGUCUGCUGGAAAAACAGGUGGCCACAGGCUGAGUCAAGGGGGUGCAGGGGGGCAACAUAUGGCAUGACGGGCAGUUACAUAUUAUAAUUUUAAAAGUAUAUAUUAUUGAAUAAAAGGUUU